AUGCAGUCGUUGAAAAAUAGAAAAACUAUUAUAGAAACUCAAACGUUAAUAAAGGAAUCUUUACUUUGUCAAUUAUCUCACAGUAUCAAAGAAAUUCAACUGACGUUGUCACAAAGGCACGAAGUUUUUUCAACAUACGAAGGAUGCAAUUCGUUAAUUAUCAUAUUAGAAGCAAUUUUCCUUCACGGAUUAAAAUUGGGAAUAUUUAAAUCCGCUUGGAAAGCCGUGGCGGGAGUCGAAGAAAAAAAACCCCAACCCUCAUUUUGGAAUAUGAUCACAAAUGAUGUGGGAAGGUGUAGAGUUUGGAUUAGAUUAGCACUUAAUGAAUUCGAAUUGACUAGUUAUUUUACUGCCAUGGAAAAAGAUAGAAGAUUAUUAAAUAGUUUUUAUUCAAAUUAUGCUUUUCUUAGGGAUAGAGAAAUGUGCGACACAGCUUGUAAAUUUUUAGAAGGAAUUCUAUCAGUGCAAUUCGAAAUCCCCCUUAACUCGAGCAUUUUAAAUGUUUGGAGUAAUGAACCAUUGAUAAAAUCGGGACUUUGGUCUUCAUCAUUGAAAACCCCAGUUGGAACAGCCAUCGAUGUGGCGGAGAAAAUUGAAGAUGAUGAAGAACAUGACAUCAUAAAGACGAGUAGUUCGUUAACAACUUUGUUAGCCAUUGAUGAAACUCAAACUUUAAAACUGAUACUAGAGGCUCCUUUCACGAAAAGCAAUUGCGAAUCUAAUUCUGUGAGUUCAUAUGAGAGUUCAAUGCCUCAUUCGAUAGAAAAGCCAUUAAUGGAAGAAAAAGAAGAAACAUUAAUCAUUUCAAACAUUAAUGAUCGAAAUAUAAUUAAUGAACAGUCAUCAUCAACACCUAAAGAAAAUUUAAUAGGAAAUGCGACUGGGUGGUCUUCUGUAACUGACAUCAUUCCAGAUCCUGUGAAAAAUGUUCAGAGUGUCAAAAAAGAUCCCAAAUCAGAAGAUUACAGCACUUUAUUAGAAAAAGUAGGGAUAUCUCCGAAUAAAAAAGUAAAUUACGAAGACAGGUUAAAAGAAAUGAUGGAAAGGCAAAACAUAAAACAAAAAGAAUCUAUCGCUACGAAUAAUGCACAAUCAAAGUAUUAUACUUCGUACACGACAAAAUUAUAUAAAAUUGUUAGGGAAUCAGGUUUGAAAGCACAAAAAUAUACAUGUGCAAAUUGUGAGGUAUCAAUAGGUUUAACUUUCGGAGAAGCUAGACUUUGUUAUUUUACAGGAGAGUAUUAUUGCGUUGAUUGUCAUUUGAAUGAAACGAGCGUCAUUCCUAGUCGAAUUAUAUUCAAUUGGGAUCAUAAAAAAUAUCCCGUUUGUUGUAAAGCUAGUAAAUAUUUAAACGACAUAGGCAAUCAUUUUCUCAUAGAUAUAAAAAAUAUUAAUCCCAAAUUGUAUUCUGCCGUUCCAGAAAUGAAAAAUUUAAGAAUAAUAAGACUGCAAUUGAAUAUGUUGAGAACGUAUUUGUACACUUGUAAAGAAUCAUUGUUGAUAGAAUUGCAGAAAAAAGUAGCUCCCAGAGAACACAUUUACGAAUUCAUAGAUCAUUAUUCAAUAAAAGAUUUGUGUCAAAUCCCCGGAGGAGUGUUGGCAUCUGAAUUGACAUCGAUUGUCACAUUUGGCAAAAACCACGUCAUCAAUUGUUGGGUCUGCAAUCAAAAGGGUUUCAUUUGCGAAAUAUGUAAAAAUUCUAAAAUAAUUUUCCCAUUCGAUAUAUUGACAACAUAUAGAUGUGGAAAUUGUUUUGCCAUUUAUCAUGACACAUGUUUAUCAUCGAGCGAAAAUUGUCCUAAAUGCAUUCGAAUAAAAAAGAGAAAUUCACCUAAGAUAAAAUAG
This is a messenger RNA of Pediculus humanus corporis (human body louse), 1845 nucleotides long. RefSeq lists its product as uncharacterized. NCBI's taxonomy places the organism in Eukaryota, Metazoa, Arthropoda, Insecta, Psocodea, Pediculidae. The record is from RefSeq and is a predicted model, not a curated record. Bases 1 to 1845 code for a protein of 614 amino acids. The transcript is spliced from 2 exons.